AAACGCUAUUAUUUUCAUUUUAUUAAUCUUGCAUAAUUAAUAGACUCAUAGAAUAAUAGAUCAUUUAUUAUUACACAUCUGAAUCAAUAAAUAAUUUUCUAUGAAGUAAAUUUUAUUUAAUAUGAUAAUAAUAUUAAUUUGAAGAUGAUUAGUAUUAUAAGAGCAGUUAAUUAGAAUAUUUAGUAUAAUAAUCAUAAUUAAUUCGAAAUACUUAAUCAUCAUUAUCAAUAUAAUUAAAGUUAAUGAUAUUUUCAAUUUUCAAAUUUCGCUUUGGCACAAUACAAACAAAUUUCCCAAAGCUUUCAUUCAAAGUGUUAGAUUUUCAGACAAUGAAGGAAAGAAAUCCAACCCUUAUUUCUGACUCUGAUAUUCAAACAUUAUGUAAGAUGCAUUCAUUGAAUUCAACAUGGAAGAUAACUCCUCAAAAAUUAUAUAGGGAAAUCAAAUUUAACAAUUUUAAGGAAGCCUUUUCCUUUAUGAAUUAAGUAGCUAUUUUUUCAGAGCAAAUAGAUCAUCAUCCUGAUUGGGAAAAUGUAUAUAACUUAGUUAAGAUUAAUCUGAAUACUCAUGAUGUUGGAGGCAUUUCAAUUAAAGACAUCUUCUUGGCUUACGCAAUAGAUACAAUAGCAAUGAAUGUAAGAGUGAAAUCCGCAGAAUCAACCAACGACACUCGUAUUUUGGAGGUAGCCAAAAUUGCAGAAUCUUGGAAUUUAAAUUUUGAUCAAUUCCAUAGAAUGAUUGAAACAGAUUCUAGAUAAAUAUGA
Molecule: messenger RNA, 764 nt
Organism: Paramecium tetraurelia
Lineage: Eukaryota; Ciliophora; Oligohymenophorea; Peniculida; Parameciidae
Exons: 4
Biological process (GO): tetrahydrobiopterin biosynthetic process
Molecular function (GO): 4-alpha-hydroxytetrahydrobiopterin dehydratase activity
Source: RefSeq, a predicted model, not a curated record